This is a messenger RNA of Dipodomys spectabilis (banner-tailed kangaroo rat), 7198 nucleotides long. RefSeq names its product zinc finger and BTB domain containing 40 (gene Zbtb40). Gene Ontology annotation, cellular component: nucleus. Lineage: Eukaryota; Metazoa; Chordata; Mammalia; Rodentia; Heteromyidae. Bases 202 to 3930 code for a protein of 1242 amino acids. Gene Ontology annotation, biological process: regulation of transcription by RNA polymerase II. Gene Ontology annotation, molecular function: RNA polymerase II cis-regulatory region sequence-specific DNA binding; protein binding; DNA-binding transcription factor activity, RNA polymerase II-specific. The transcript is spliced from 18 exons. The record is from RefSeq and is a predicted model, not a curated record.
CUCAAGAUGGCCGCCUUCGGGCGUCUCCGGCGCUGUUGAAUGGUGAAAGCUUUAUUGUUCCCUUCGGGCAGGAGUGUUCGUGUCCUCCACGGCGCUGUCAAUAAAGAACCGCAGUUUGAAUCGGUGCUGAGCAGGCUGAUCCUCAGUAAGUGGACUCUAGAAAGAGAGUAGAAGAGACGACUUGGGGACCAAACUGACUCCAUGGAGCUUCCCAACUAUAGCCAGCAGCUGCUGCUACAGCUGUACACACUGUGCAAAGAGCAGCAGUUCUGUGACUGCACUGUCUCCAUAGGAACCAUCUACUUCAGGGCUCACAAGCUCGUCCUGGCUGCUGCCAGCCUCCUCUUCAAAACCCUGCUGGACAACACAGAUACCAUUUCCAUCGAUGCCUCUGUGGUGAGCCCUGAAGAGUUCGCCCUCUUGCUUGAAAUGAUGUACACCGGCAAACUACCAGUGGGCAAGCACAACUUCUCCAAAAUCAUCUCUUUAGCGGAUAGCCUGCAGAUGUUUGAUGUGGCUGUUAGCUGCAAAAAUCUUCUAACUAGCCUUGUAAACUGCUCUGUCCAGGGACCAGUAGUAAGGGAUGUCUUGGUGCCAUCCUCAGAGACUUGCAGGAAGGAAGCCGAGAAGCCUCAUAUAGAAGUCUUUUCUUCUGAAGGUGCCGGGGAGACCCCUUCUUCUUUGGAGGGUCACAACACUGCAGGGAGCACUGGGAAAGCAGAGAGCCAGGAAACCAUCCAUGUGGUUCCACAGGAAAUGAGUACAGAUCCUUCCACAGUCAAGGAGGUUCAGGGGGAAACAGAGACACCAGUGGAGACUCCUCUUCUGGCUGAAGUUUGUCCUCCCUCCCCUGUAAGACAAACCCUUAGUGAAGCAAAAAGGGCAAGCACAGAACCAGAGUGUGAGAAGAAACACUUCCAAUUGAAUUUUCUCUUAGAAAAUGAGAAUGUCUUCUCAGAUGCACUCUUAGUUACCAAGGAUGUUUUGAAGAGACUGGAAGAAUGCUCAGAAAUUAAAGGCCCACAGAAGGAGAUCAUUGCAGAAUGCUUCAAGGGUGAAGGGGGAUGUCCAGCAUUCCAGAGGCUCCUGGAUAAAGUUCAAGAUGAGAGUCUGGAUGUACAGUCUGCUCUCUCUCUGCUGAGGCUGUGCCAGAAUGCUGCUUCUGUGGCCAAACAGGCUCUGUUAACCCCAGAACCAGGAGGUGUGGCACCAGUGCAGCCAGAAGGGAGCACAGAGGAGGGAAAGACCUUGUCUGUUCUGUUACUGGAACACAAAGAGGACCUGAUACAGAGUAUAACACAGUUGAGACCUAUUGUGGAGUUCCUGGAAACAGCCAAGGAGGAAUUCCUGCCUGGCUCCCAGAAAAGGGUGAUUCUGAAUUGCUGCCAGGGCAAAACACCCAAGGAGGCUAUAGAAAAUUGGUUGCACACAAUGACUGAAGAGAAGACGCUGACCGCUGAGAGUUUGGUGAAAGUCCUCCAGGCUGUGAAGACAACCUUGCCAAACUUAGGCCUUCUGCUGGAAAAUUUGCAGAAAUUAGCUCCUUUGUCCAGUCCCCCAGUCCAACCAAGCCCUGAGGACUAUGGGAAUGAGCUUUUGAGACGAUAUCAUGAAAACCUCUCUGAGAUUUUCACAGACAACCAGGCAUUGCUGAAGGUCAUCUCACGUGUGAAGAGUUUGGCCCCUGGAGAAAGAGAGGUCAUGGAGAAGCUUGUGGAACGGGACUCUGAUUCUGGUGGUUUCAGUUCCCUGAUGUCAGCAGCUCUAGAAAAGCAAACUCUCUCAGCAACAGCCAUUUGGCAACUACUGCUAGCAGCUCGGGAGACAAAGACCUGCCCUUUGAACUUGCUCCUGGAACAAAUAGGAAGAGAACCUGGUGCCAAUGCUUUCUUCCAGGCAGUGACCACCCCUGAAAGUGCUGCCUUAGAAGCCAUCCUGAAGCACAGCAGGUUGAUCAUGGACGCCAUUCAGCAGAGGACUGUGCUCCAGCACUUUUCCUCAGAAGAGAAGCACCUGGUGGAGACCCUGAAAGAGAUUCUGAGCAUUUCCUCUGAGACAGCCAGCCUUGAAGCUUCCUUGAGAGCAGUGCUGAGCAGAGCUAUGGAAAAGGCAGUCUCAGCCAUUGAAAUCUGUCGCCUCCUGUGCAGUGUCCACAGAUCUUUCCCUGGCCUACAGCCUGUCAUGCAGGAGCUGGCAUGCAUUGGCUUCCUUGCUAAGGAAAAUGGAGAGAGGGAAAUGUGGAGGCUGAGUGAUAAAUUUCACCAUGAAGCCAGCAACAAAGAAAAUGAGAAGGCAGCUGAGGUGACUGGAGAAGGCUGCCAGCCCACAGAACAAAAGGAAAAGGAAGAGACUGGUUCCCCGCCAGAGCAACAAGAAAAGGACACUUCUGCCUCCCCAGACUCUGCCAAGAAGAGCUUUGUCUGUAAGGCCUGUGACAAGAGUUUCCAUUUCUACUGCCGCCUUAAGGUGCACAUGAAACGUUGCCGGGUAGCCAAGAGCAAGCAAGUGCAGUGCAAGGACUGCAGUGAGACCAAGGACUCAAAGAAGGAACUGGAGAAGCACCAGCUGGAGGCCCACGGUAUGGGCGGAGAGCCUGACAUCCCCAAGAAGAAGAAGAAGAGGCUUCCUGUAACCUGCGACCUCUGUGGAAGAGAGUUUGCCCACGCCUCAGGCAUGCAGUAUCACAAGCUGACAGAGCACUUUGAUGAGAAACCAUUCUCCUGUGAGGAAUGCGGGGCAAAGUUUGCAGCCAACUCUACCCUGAAGAACCACCUCCGCCUACACACCGGGGACCGUCCAUUCAUGUGCAAGCACUGCCUCAUGACCUUCACGCAGGCCUCAGCCCUAGCCUACCACACUAAGAAGAAGCACUCUGAAGGGAAAAUGUAUGCAUGCCAGUACUGUGAUGCUGUGUUCGCACAGUCCAUUGAGCUGUCCCGCCAUGUGAGGACCCACACUGGGGACAAGCCAUACGUCUGCAGGGACUGUGGGAAGGGCUUCCGGCAAGCUAAUGGCCUCUCCAUCCACCUGCACACCUUUCACAACAUAGAAGAUCCUUAUGACUGCAAGAAAUGUAGGAUGAGUUUCCCCACUCUGCAGGAUCACCGGAAGCACAUCCAUGAGGUGCAUUCCAAAGAGUACCAUCCCUGCCCUACAUGUGGGAAGAUCUUCAGUGCCCCUUCCAUGCUGGAGCGGCACAUGGUAACCCACGUGGGAGGAAAGCCCUUCAGCUGUGGGAUCUGCAACAAGGCCUACCAGCAAUUGUCUGGUCUGUGGUACCACAACCGGACCCACCACCCAGACGUGUUUGCUGCUCAGAACCAUCGCUCAUCCAAGUUCUCUUCACUCCAGUGCAGCUCCUGUGACAAAACCUUCUCGAGCAUGAUGGAACACAAGGCACACAUCAAAGCAGAGCACGCAGAUUUGAAGUUUCAUGAGUGUGACCAGUGUAAGGAGCUCUUCCCCACGUUGGCUCUGCUCCAGGUGCAUGUCAAGUGCCAGCAUUCAGGGUCGCAGCCAUUCAGGUGUUUGUAUUGUGCAGCCACAUUCCGCUUCCCUGGAGCCCUGCAGCACCACGUCACCAUGGAGCACUUUAAGCAGUCAGAGAGCACAUUUCCCUGCGAGCUCUGUGGGGAGCUCUUCACCUCCCAGGCUCAGCUUGACAGCCACGUGGAGUCUGAGCACCCAAAGGUGACAGGCACGGACACCCAGGCAGCUGCCUCACAGGUGGUACAGGUGAUCCAGGCUCCAGAGCCGGCGGCCCCCACCGAGCAGGUGAUCACUUUGGAGGAGACCCAGCUUGCUGGCUCACAGGUGUUCGUGACAUUGCCUGAUUCACAGACCUCUCAAGCCAGCUCUGAGCUUGUGGCAGUGACUGUGGAGGAUUUGCUGGAUGGUACUGUCACUCUGAUCUGUGGUGAGGCCAAGUGAGUGGCGGCUCAUUGGUGGAAGGCACCUGCACUGUGCCAAAGAGAAAGUUCAACUUAGCACCAACCACCAACCCAGCGGCUCACUUGGAAACAGAGGGUGGUCCCAUUCACAUAGAAACACAGUGUCUGAGCUGUGGACACAGACACCACUGUCCUUCCCACAGACCUGAAACUCUGUCCCACCCCAGAGAAGUCAGGCUUCUGAAAGAGCAGUGGGAUGUGAGCUGGUACAAUGUGGGGGCAGUGUGCCUGCAGCCAUUAGCUGACAGAAGGCUGGGAGUCUGAGCCCAUGGAAUGGGGCUGCAAAUUCUGCCAGUGCCUCUGGCCAAUGGAGAGAGAAGCACCAGCAGAGCCUCCAGGGAGCCCAGCCCUGAGUAGUUACCCUUCGCUUCUCUCAUCCUCUCUGUGCUCAGGUCUUCCUGUACCCAGGGGCCGUGCCCAGCUCUGUUGAUGGGGCUAUGUUAACACUAUAGGAAGCCCUCGUGCUGGUCACAUCUAGUCAGGAGAAUCAUCCCCUUCUAAAACAGAGCCUGUGGAGUAUUUGUGUCAGAAGGAAGUGUUUGACUUGAGGCCAUCCAGCUGCAAAGAUGACUCUGCCUUCCUGGGAUAGUCUUCAUAGUGCUCCUUUCUCAAAAGCUCUUCCAUGUUAUCCUCAUCCCUCCCUCCUAUCAAAGGCUGAAAUUCCCCCCCAACUUGGAGGCCUCUUGCUGGCUUCCUCUGGAGCAUGUGACGUCACUAGUGAACCAACCCAGGAAGGCAGUCCUGCCUGUGCCACGUGUGUGUGAGGAGCAGCCACGGGGCCCAUGUGCCUUGUGUGUGGCCUACCCUCAGCAAUCCCAGGCUGCGCAUGGCCUGCAGGUCAGUGACCUUUCCAAGUCUGAAUUUCACAAAGCUUCUUAUCUUCAGCUCCUAAAACAUAAUCUGGUAAUUAAUGGUUUGUGGAAUCCAUUACGAAGUACAAUUAGAUGGAUGUCAGAUCCUGCCAUUAGAGAGGAUAAGUAGCACUUCUGUUUUCUGGAAGCUCAGAGGUUGAAGAGUGCCAUUGCAGUGUUUACCCCGGCAGCUCCCUGCUACCGCAUGAGGGUUACCCCUCUGCCAAUUUGGUCACUCACCCUCCAGCCACUCACUAACAGAUAAGCCCACCUUGUCUUUUCAAGCACAUCUCACAUGGCCAUGUAGAGGCAAGGGGUCGCAUUUGAUCUAUUGCUGCCACCCAGGCAGGUGACACAGCUAGAAGGGCAGAAGGUAGAACCCUAACACUGCUCAGUCAGUUUGAGGGCUGGCCAUUGACAUUGGCUUGUGCAGGCAGCCCUGGUAACCAUUUUUACAGCUGGAUUCCAGCUCUGAUCAGCUUUCCUCCAAACUGCUCCAGUCUUGGGCCUGUUUUCAUUUUGAUGGGCAAAUUGCUUGAGCAUAGAUCUUCCCAUUCUCGUGUUUUAGGGGUUGUUUUGUUUGUUUUUGGUUUUGUUUUGAGAUGGGGUAUCACUAUGUUUCCCAGGAUGGACUCAAACUUAUUAUGGAUGCUGGGAUUACAGGAGUGUGUGCCCCCACACACUGCCAGUCUUCCUAUUCUGAAGUAAAUGAAGUUUUUCAAAGCAAGUCAGCUUCAGAAGCCAGACAAUGACCAGAAGAUGGUGCUCACACAUUAAGACUCUGCCUCCCUGGGAACACCGUGCUGGUCCUGCCGCAGCUGCCUGCUUGAGGCUGUUGUUCAUUCUUGUGGCCGGCAGAGCAGGGCAGAUCUUGGCUUAGAGUUGAUGGAGUAGCACAUGCUACUGGCAAGAAUGGCACCUCAUACCCUUGGGGUGGGGUUGGGACUGCACUGUCAAAAAAUUUUGUCCUGCCAAAAGAGAAAUGCUGAGGGUCUAUAGGGGAAAGUGAUUUUUAAGAGCUUUUGAAUACAAAUUGCUCUAAGUGUUAAACCCAGUUGUCAGCCCUGAGGAACCCCAUCUCUGAUUUUGAUGGAGACCCAGAUGAUGGCCAGAUAAAACACUACGUGUCAUGGCAGUGAAACUGGACUUGCUUUCAGGCCUGGCGGAUACUCCUCUUGAGCUCCCUCGGCCAGAGGCACAAACCCAGGGCUGGUUCUCACAGAGUCCAGGCAUGAAUCUUAUUGUAGGAAGACUUUCAGUUGUCACACUUCUGACCAGGCUGCCCUGAACCACCACAUGUUUAGUCCUCCUUCCACUUUCCUUCCUUUGCCUAUGGCAGUGUUGCGUUUGCCUCAUGCUAUGGAAUACUGUCUGUGUGGCCCCAGGGCUUAGCUCUGAACCUGGGCUUCUUGGAACACGUUGAUUUGUUCAACCACACAGCCUCGGUUCCCGGAGCUCAUGCUCCAGUUCUGGCUAAUGAAGAGGGAAAGGCAGAGUCCAAGCUGCAGUCUGUGUUGCGGGGUCUGACAGGGUUAGUUGUAGAGUACAAUUGACCCACCACAGGUGAAUGGAAAGCAAAUCAAUGAAUGAGGAGCAGGGAUUACUUAGGCAGAUGAGACUUACUGAGCAGAACCUGGUUCAGAGGGACCAUUGGGGGAGGAGUUGUUAGUUAUUGUUUGUCUUCUAAAGCCCAGCAAAUAGCAGGUUUGUAGGAUGAGUGGUAGUCUGGAGUUGAGGUGCCUCUGAGGGAGACUUUGGCUUGCCGCUGACUACGAGACUCCACAGCCUCCCCCCUCAGUCUAGAUCUGCAGUGCUGAGGGACAAAGCAGGGUGGCAAGUGGUGAACAGAGACUAGGGCUCUCUACUCAUGAACUCCCAGAAUAGUGAACAGGGGAACCUAAGGAUUGCCUCUCAUCCCAGGGGUUGAGGAGGUUCUGAGGUGACGCCGUAUGCCUGAGAACAUGGAAACUGCCAGCCUGGCGUAGAGUACACGUGUGUUAAAUUAAAGCUGGCCUGAGCUGGAGAAGACACUGGGUGCUUGAUCGUAGAGGGUGCUGGGAGCAGUGGGAGGAAAGUGUACUGUUUUCUGCUGUGGAGGCCAAAAGGUCAGAAGCACAGCUGGGACAGAAACCUGCUGCAUAUGAUCUUGGCCAGUAAGGAGGAGAGAGACUGUCCAUUGGGGAACUACAUUGUUGAGAAAGCCCUUCCCUGGGCCAAUUUAAGUUGCCUCCCAAUUGUGGAAAUGAUCAGGGUUUCUCUUAGGAAAUCAGUCACACCUGUCUCCACCCAGGACUGGAACAGCCAGCCCCACUUGACAUUGUAUAUAUUAGAUUACAAACUGUUACUCAUGUUCAAUAUACACUAAUGUAUGUAAAUAAAAUACAUACUUUGAAAAAA